CAAAAUAUGUUUUUAAAAUAAAAGAAACUUACGCCCGGAACUGUACUUGUAUUUAUUUCUCUUCAAAAUGGAUCCUGCACUUUUGCGGGAACGUGAGGCGUUUCGAAAGAAGGCGCUUGCUACACCAAGUGUUGAAAAGAAAAAGAAAGAUGAUUCACAAUUUAAAGAUGAUACAAAGAAGAAGUCUAAGUCAUCAUCCAGCUCUGUCAGCGCAGGACCAAAGCUGGAUGCUACAAACUACAAAACUAUGGCCGGAAGCUCGUCAUACAGAUUUGGUGUUCUCGCUCGUAUCGUCCGACACAUGAGAGCUAGACAUCAAGAUGGAGAUGACCACCCGCUGACUAUUGAUGAAAUAUUGGAUGAAACAAACCAACUGGAUGUUGGAAACAAAAUUAAACAGUGGCUUCAGACAGAAGCACUACCAAGUAAUCCAAAGAUUGAGACCACUCUUGAUGGAAAGUUCAUAUUUAAGCCUGUAUACAAAAUAAAAGACAAGAAAUCAUUGUUAAGGCUACUAAAGCAACAUGACUUAAAAGGGCUUGGAGGUAUUUUUCUGGAGGAUGUACAAGAAUCUCUACCACAUUGUGAAAGAGCAUUGAAACACUUGGCACAGGAAAUACUAUACAUCACACGGCCAACCGACAAGAAGAAAAUAUUAUUCUACAAUGACAAAACUGCUACUCUAGAUGUUGAUGAAGAAUUUGUUAAGCUCUGGCGUGCUACAGCUGUAGAUGCGAUGGAUGACGCCAAAAUUGAGGAAUAUCUAGAGAAACAAGGUAUUAAAUCAAUGCAAGACCAUGGACCUAGGAAGCCUGUAGUUCCAAAGAGAAAAAAGGCUUCUCAAAAGAGAAGACAAUUCAAGAAACCAAGAGAUAAUGAACAUUUGGCUCAUGUACUGGAAACUUAUGAAGAUAACACACUUACACAACAGGGUGUCACUGUUAAGUAAAAUUAAAUAAUAAUUAAGACUGA
This is a messenger RNA of Aricia agestis (brown argus), 972 nucleotides long. RefSeq names its product transcription initiation factor IIE subunit beta (gene TfIIEbeta). The record is from RefSeq and is a predicted model, not a curated record. Gene Ontology annotation, cellular component: transcription factor TFIIE complex. The transcript has 6 exons. NCBI's taxonomy places the organism in Eukaryota, Metazoa, Arthropoda, Insecta, Lepidoptera, Lycaenidae. Gene Ontology annotation, biological process: transcription initiation at RNA polymerase II promoter. Bases 68 to 949 code for a protein of 293 amino acids.